CCCGUGUUCCUUUCACCGCGAUCAGAGUUCCCGCUGACGGGCACGCUGGAAGCUAGUUCAUGGUCGCGCGAGCUUGUGCUCUUUUUGCGCUUAUUUGUGUCCUCCUGGGGAAACGCCCAUCGGAAUUUUUUUUUUCUUCGGCCAAACCGCACAGUGUUUAGGUCGUUCGCCGGACGUAGAUCGGUAUUUCUGCCUGCCGAAGCGCGCAACGAGCCCAGCCCUUGCAUGCAGCUGUAGCUUUGGCUUCAGGAGCACCCUCUUCGCCCUGCGGUCAUGCAUUGCCGCUAGCGAUGCAGCUCAGCAGCCGAGCAAAGCACCUCCUCCACUGCUGCCUUUGCGUGGGACUCAUCCUCAUCGUCGAAGUGUUCACCGGUGGCAUCCACCUGUGGAAGUUCAGCUAUGAUGAAGUGGAUCCUGUGCGCCAGUACGGCUGGCCCUGGACGAUAUUCCUCUACCUGAUGCGUCUGCUGACAGUGCUGGCACUGCCGCAGUGCAUCUGCAACUGCCUCGGCCUGCUGUUGUACAACGCCUUCCCGGAGAAGGUCCGCCUCAAGGGCUCCCCGCUCCUGGCACCGUUCGUCUGCAUCCGCGUCGUGACCCGUGGCGACUAUGCUGACCUGGUCCGGGGCAACGUGGCACGGAACAUCGAGACGUGCGCAGACGUCGGCCUGGAGAACUUUAUUGUGGAGGUUGUGACGGACAAGGCACUGGGGCUGGCGAAGCAUCCUCGCAUCCGCGAGGUCGUGGUCCCCACGACGUACCGGCCCAAGAGCGGGGCCCUCUUCAAGGCCCGCGCGCUCCAGUACUGCCUCGAAGACGACGUGAACAUCCUGAGCGACGACGACUGGAUUGUUCACCUGGACGAAGAGACGCUCCUGACGGAAGACUCGUUGCGCGGCAUCCUCAACUUCGCAUUCGACGGGCGCCAUGCCUUCGGCCAGGGACUCAUCACAUACGCCAACGAACGGGUGGUCAACUGGGUGACGACGCUCGCAGAUAGCUUCCGGGUGGCAGACGACAUGGGCAAGCUCCGCUUCCAGUUCUGGGCCUUCCACCGGCCGCUCUUCGGCUGGAAGGGUUCCUACGUCGUGGCGCGGGCCGGCGCCGAGCGCCGGGUGUCCUUCGACCACGGCCUCGACGGGUCCGUCGCCGAAGACUGCUUCUUCAGCAUGGUGGCCUUCCGCGAGGGCUACACAUUCGACUUCAUCCCCGGUGAGAUGUGGGAGAAGAGUCCCUUCUCCUUCUGGGACUUCCUGCAACAGCGGAAACGGUGGAUGCAGGGGAUCUUCCUCGUCGUGCACAGCGGGGCCAUCCCAAUCCGCCACAAGUUCCUGCUGUCGCUCGCGCUCUACUCGUGGGCCACCAUCCCGCUCAGCACGUCCAACCUCGUGCUCGCCGCGCUCUGGCCGAUUCCGUGCCCAACCCCGCUCAACUUCCUGUGUGCCUUUGUGGGUGCCAUGAACAUCUACAUGUAUGUCUUCGGAGUCAUCAAAUCCUUCAGCCUGUACCGCCUGGGCCCCGUGCGCUUUCUGCUCUGCCUCCUCGGGGCGGUGUCUACCAUCCCUUUCAACGUGGUCAUUGAGAACAUCGCCGUGCUCUGGGGCUGCUUCGGCCACAAGUACCGCUUCUAUGUGGUUGCAAAGCAGCUGGCAAACCCCAUCAACGUCUGACGCCCCUCGUCCCGUACCCACGUUCCGACGUACACAUUCUCCUUUAUCUCCCCCUAUACUUAGAAUGAUUGUUAGCGUGCACUAAGUUAUUGUUCCGCCGACCCCGAAACCACUUUCCCUGCUUGUGCGAUUUACCAUUAACACUGUCUUGUCGCGGUAACGAUGCCGGGAGCAGACGUCGACGAGGCACGGAUAUUACGCUGGGCUGGCUGGUUCAGCCCGAGUUCUACGAACACGCACACAUACACACACGCACGUGCCAGGGACGAAUGCCGUCCUGUCCAAAGAGUAGGCACAUCCAAUGAGAAGUUUUCCCUGCACCUUUUUUUUUAAGGUGCAGAAACAGCUGUAGGCAAAAAAGAGCACAAGCACUUGUUUUGGCUUGGGUAAAGAACAGGCUGCAUUCUUUCGAAAGCCGCGCAGUUCUUCAGGGGGCUGUUUUUUUGUUUGUCGUGCAGACAGACGAUUUGAGGGCAUUUGAACGAGUUAAUGCUCAAGGUGGCCAUAAUGGAACCCCAGAGUUUUGACAGUUGACUUUGUGUGCCAGACUGAUUGGAAAAGUUCAUCUUACAACUUUUUUCUAUGUUUAAAGCUUUGUUUUGGUGUGCAUGCACGUUAGCCUGGUUGCUAAGUUAGAUAACCGGGCCUAACUUUAUCGUCGUUUUAAUAAUGAUUUGUUCGAAUAAAUGCCUAAAGCAAUACAGCUUGCUUUUUUUUUUUUAUGACUUGCACCUAUAUUUUAGUUUGAGAUUUGAAUGUUGGAGGCAGGAAAUAAAGAAAAAUAUACUGUUUGAACGAUAAUGUAAUAUUAGCCCAACUUGGAUACCCUUCGACUACAUUCAGGCCGGUUUGGGAAGAGGAACCCCAGAGAUGUAAUUGAGCUACCUUUUGGGACCUUCCCUCUCGAUUGUAAUCUGGUGAGUUGACACAAGACAUGGAUCUGACAAUAAAGCCUAGUAGAUUGCCAA
Messenger RNA from Ixodes scapularis (black-legged tick), 2638 nucleotides. RefSeq names its product beta-1,4-mannosyltransferase egh. Gene Ontology annotation, cellular component: plasma membrane signaling receptor complex; cytoplasmic side of plasma membrane; cytoplasm. Lineage: Eukaryota; Metazoa; Arthropoda; Arachnida; Ixodida; Ixodidae. The transcript is spliced from 2 exons. Gene Ontology annotation, molecular function: ubiquitin protein ligase binding; beta-1,4-mannosyltransferase activity; tumor necrosis factor receptor binding. Bases 291 to 1670 code for a protein of 459 amino acids. Gene Ontology annotation, biological process: tumor necrosis factor-mediated signaling pathway; protein K63-linked ubiquitination; regulation of canonical NF-kappaB signal transduction. The record is from RefSeq and is a predicted model, not a curated record.